AUGAAGCUCUACAACGAUGCCAACGUUCCGCGAAUCAUUCUCGAGCAGGAGAAAAUCACUGCGAAUCUUGAAGAGCGACGAGCAAAUCUUCACUCUGAGCUUAUCUCUCUGAAAAUCGAAUUGAACAACAACAUCGCCUUCUGCCUGCUCAACUUCAAGGAAUAUGGAGAGCACAUUUGCGACGUCAGAUCUUACCAAUACGGACAAGGAGAAAUCUAG
Molecule: messenger RNA, 219 nt
Organism: Oikopleura dioica
Lineage: Eukaryota; Metazoa; Chordata; Appendicularia; Copelata; Oikopleuridae
Source: the annotation of a GenBank genome assembly